This is a messenger RNA of Coregonus clupeaformis (lake whitefish), 1794 nucleotides long. Its product is annotated as B-cell receptor CD22-like. The coding region runs from base 109 to 1794 and encodes 561 amino acids. Gene Ontology annotation, biological process: cell-cell adhesion. NCBI's taxonomy places the organism in Eukaryota, Metazoa, Chordata, Actinopteri, Salmoniformes, Salmonidae. The transcript has 7 exons. The record is from RefSeq and is a predicted model, not a curated record. Gene Ontology annotation, cellular component: membrane.
GAAGGCCGCUAUCAGUCUUUCUCCUAUGGGAACACAGAACUACAGCAAGUCUUCAGUCACAUCCAGUCAUCUGACACUGGAGAGUACUACUGCGAGGCUCGGAAUGAGAUGGGGACAGACAGGUCUGAGUCUAUCGACAUCGAUGUGAAAUAUGGCCCAAAGAACACCUCAGUGUCAGUCAGUCCCUCUGGUGAAAUAGUGGAGGGCAGUUCAGUGACUCUGACCUGCAGCAGUGAUGCCAACCCACCAGUGCAGAGUUAUGCCUGGUACAAGAUUGGAAGUGUCUAUCAGAGUAUUUUCUAUGGGAACACAGAAUCACAGCAGGUUUUCAGCCAAAUCAAGUCAUCUGACACUGGAGAGUACUACUGUUGGGUCUCGAAUGGAAUUAGUACAGGCAGGUCUCCAUCUUUACACAUCGAUGUGAAAUAUGCCCCCAAAAGCACCUCAGUGUCAGCCAGUCUCUCUGGUGAAAUAGUGGAGGGCAGCUCAGUGAUUCUGACCUGCAGCAGUGAUGCCAACCCACCUGUGGAUAAAUACACCUGGUACAUGACGAACGUAACCUCACCAAAAGCUUCAGGACAGAGUUACAGCAUCACCAACAUCAGCUCUGAGGACAGAGGAGAAUACUACUGUGAGGCUGAGAAUAAAUAUGGACAUCUUAACUCUUCCCCUGUGUUUGUGGAUGUUCAGUAUGGCCCAAAGAACACCUCAGUGUCAGUCAGUCCCUCUGGUGAAAUAGUGGAGGGCAGUUCAGUGACUCUGACCUGCAGCAGUGAUGCCAACCCACCUGUGAAGCGUUAUAGAUGUUACAAGAAGAUUGGCUAUCAGUCUAUCUUCUAUGGGAACACAGGACCACAGCACGUCUUCAAUCAAAUCAAAUCAUCUGACACUGGAGAGUACUACUGUGAGGCCUGGAAUGGGAUUAAGAUGGGGAGGUCUGAGUCUAUGAACAUCGAUGUGAAAUAUGGCCCAAAGAACACCUCAGUGUCAGUCAGUCCCUCUGGUGAAAUAGUGGAGGGCAGUUCAGUGACUCUGACCUGCAGCAGUGAUGCCAACCCACCUGUGAACAAAUACACCUGGUACAAGAAGAACAUAACCUCACCAAAAGCUUCAGGACAGAGUUACAAUAUCACUAACAUCAGCUCUGAGGACAGUGGAGAAUACUACUGUGAGGCUGAUAAUAAAUAUGGACAUCUUAACUCUUCCCCUGUGUUUGUGGACGUUCAGUAUGGCCCAAAGAACACCUCAGUGUCAGUCAGUCCCUCUGGUGAAAUAGUGGAGGGCAGUUCAGUGACUCUGACCUGCAGCAGUGAUGCCAACCCACCUGUCCAGAGUUUUACCUGGUGGUACAGGAAGAAUGGAGACCCCUAUCAGAGUAUCUCCAAUCAGAACACAGGACUACAUAAUGUCUUCAAUCAAAUCAAGUCAUCUGACACUGGAGAGUACUACUGUGAGGUCCAGAAUGAGAUGGGGACAGACAGGUCUACGACCAUCAACAUGGAUGUGAAGUAUGGCCCAAAUAACACCUCAGUGUCAGUCAGUCCCUCUGGUGAAACAGUGGAGGGCAGUUCAGUGACUCUGACCUGCAGCAGUGAUGCCAACCCACCUGUGAAACGUUAUACCUGGUACAAGAAGAAUGGAGGUCACUAUCAGUUCUCCUAUGUGAACACAGGACCACAGCAGGUCUUCAAUCAAAUCAAAUCAUCUGACACUGGAGAGUACUACUGUGAGGCCUGGAAUGGGAUUAAGAUGGGGAGAUCUGAAUCAAUCAACAUUAAUGUGAAAUGUGAGUAA